UUGACGAGAUCGCUGCCAAUCCCUGAUGUGGACAUCGUAGUUGCGGCAACUACCGGCGAUGUCGCCGUGCCAGCAACCUUCGCGGGAAUAGAGGCAGGCAAAGACAUUGCCCUUGCCAACAAAGAGACGGUAGUCGUGGCAGGUGAACUGGUAACAAAGGCGGCACGCGAUCACAACGUGUCCCUGCUGCCCCUAGACAGCGAACCCAACGCUAUCUGGCAGUGCCUGCGCGGCGAAGACCAAAGCGUCUCCAAAUUGAUCAUCACCGCAUCGGGCGGUUCAUUCCGCGAUACCCCGAUUGAGCAGCUUGCCGAUGUUACGCUUGACCAGGCGUUGCAGCAUCCCACCUGGCAAAUGGGCGCAAAGAUUACCGUCGAUUCUGCCACUAUGAUGAACAAAGCGUUUGAGGUUAUAGAAGCUCACUGGCUCUUCAAUGUCCCCUGGGACGACAUCGAGGUCGUCAUCCAUCCGCAGAGCAUGAUUCAUUCGAUGGUUGAAUUCGCGGACGGUUCGGUGAAGGCGCAGAUUAGCCCGCCGGACAUGCGCCUGCCGAUUCAGUAUGCCCUGUUCUACCCGCGCCGCCUGCAUAACCCCAACAUCAGGCCGUUCGAUCCGGUUGGAACGGGAGCGCUGAGUUUCGAGUCCCUGGACCCAGAGCGCUAUCCCUGCUUUAGCCUUGCGCUUGAAAUCGCGCGGCGCGGCGGCACUUGGCCCGCCGCACUGUGCGGCGCGGACGACGCAGCCGUCGAGCUGUUCCUCGCGGGCAGAAUCGGAUUUAUGGAGAUUCCGGUCGUCAUUGCAGAGGCAGUCCGCGAACAUCGAAACGUUGAAGAGCCAACACUGCAAGACACACUUGACGCCGCAGCCGCCGCACGCCGCCGCGCUGCCGGAAUCGUGGAGGUGUAG
Messenger RNA from Geodia barretti, 906 nucleotides. The record is from the annotation of a GenBank genome assembly. Lineage: Eukaryota; Metazoa; Porifera; Demospongiae; Tetractinellida; Geodiidae.